AUGCCCUCCACAACAAAAAAGAAAACGCAACGAUGGUGUUUCGUGCCAGGGUGCGAUGGAGGCUACAAAGGGUGUGCAGAUAAGGUAUCCCUUUUUCGUGCGCCGAGCAAUCGUGAGAUGUUCGAGAAGUGGGCCCGUGCAAUCCCCAGGGCGGACAAGCCACUCGAAGAAAACUCCGCUGUAUGCGAAAAGCAUUUUGACGAGAGAUUCGUUGUGCGUGCCUUUAAGCACCAAGUAAACGGCCAAGAGGUAUUGAUACCACAUGACAUCCCUACCCUGACGGAAGAUGCAUUUCCGACUGUUUUCCCUAACCUUCCGAAGUACAUCAGCAAGACUCUCCCGAAAGCAAGGAAAAGGCGGAUCACUACAUCACUCCACGCUGUGCCAGCAAAGGCAAACUGCAGUUCACAAAAUGAAGUCUCCCCUAGUGGAUCUGGAGAACUGGAUGGGACUCAAGAACACCAUCAUGAAGAACUCAACGGUUCUGAAGUACCAGCUAAGACCCAUCAAUGUCCUCACCGUGAAACACUUGCAGUGCCUGCAAGGGGAGAUUUUGCUCAUCAUUUGCGCUGCCCAUCUCAUCACUGGUACAAGCAGACACUUGAAAGUGGCAGCGUGGUGUCAUACCAAACUACCGUGUUUGACAAAACGAAAACACCGCCUGUCGAGUUAAGCAAGGUUGUUGUCUUCGAGCACGAGUCAACAAGGCCAUCUGUGAGGUGCAGCAUUUUCUUCUCUGGGCUGCUUCACAAGGUAAAGAAUGUUGAAUCAGAAGAAGCUCAGGAAGCGCUUAACUACACAGAAGACACUUCGCUGUGUGUUGGCAUUGGGGGAACCACCGAGUUCCAGCUAUUGGACCAGAAGUUCAAAGGCAUCGCAUCACGACAGCAGUUGUUCUCGAAACACUGUGACGGAUCAGCACCCACAGGCACAGGUGGAUCACGUUGUUUGUCAUGCAAAUACAGCAGGAACCUUCUAAUGACACGCUUGCGGCGUAUGAAAAAGCAGCCCGCACAUCCAGUCAGCGUUUUGAAACAAAGACUCAGACAGGCUGUGCGAAGGCUAAGACGGAGGAACAAGAAAGUUCUUUCAUUACUUGACCGUCUCAAACUACUUCAGGAAAAGAAUGUCUCCAUCACUGAAGGGGCUCUUGAGGCACAGGUUAGAUUGCGGAAAGUUUAUUGCAUGCUUUCCUUACAAUUUCCACAAACAGGAUUGGUUUGUGUAUAA
This is a messenger RNA of Ixodes scapularis (black-legged tick), 1230 nucleotides long. RefSeq lists its product as uncharacterized. The coding region runs from base 1 to 1230 and encodes 409 amino acids. Gene Ontology annotation, molecular function: sequence-specific DNA binding. The transcript has 3 exons. Lineage: Eukaryota; Metazoa; Arthropoda; Arachnida; Ixodida; Ixodidae. The record is from RefSeq and is a predicted model, not a curated record.